This is a messenger RNA of Penicillium macrosclerotiorum, 3273 nucleotides long. RefSeq names its product SacI domain and endonuclease/exonuclease/phosphatase family protein. Gene Ontology annotation, biological process: phosphatidylinositol dephosphorylation. Lineage: Eukaryota; Fungi; Ascomycota; Eurotiomycetes; Eurotiales; Aspergillaceae. Gene Ontology annotation, molecular function: phosphatidylinositol-3,5-bisphosphate 5-phosphatase activity; phosphatidylinositol-4,5-bisphosphate 5-phosphatase activity. The transcript has 8 exons. Gene Ontology annotation, cellular component: cytoplasm; membrane. The record is from RefSeq and is a predicted model, not a curated record. Bases 1 to 3273 code for a protein of 1090 amino acids.
AUGUUCAACCUCCGGGUGCUUUGCCAGGAUCAACCUCAGCGGACAAUUGCACUGGUGACCUCUGACCAUGUCUUGAUCUUUCACUAUAGCAUAGCCGAUAGCGGAGCCAAGGUUGCUCCACGCUGUCAAGUUGAAUUCUCAGAAGUGGCAUCUGUGGAUCUUACAGGGUAUCGGCCGCUCGGCGCAGGUUAUGGUACCCUUGGUCUAAUCACAUUGAACGAAGAUGUUUUUCUUUGUGUGGUAACCGGCUCUUCUCAGGCUGCUUCCGUGAGACCCGGCGAGACCAUUUCCAGAAUUGAUAAUGUAGACUUUUAUUGUCUCAACCGUUCAGAAUAUGAAUAUGGCAUAGACUAUGAGGCUGGCUCUCAGUUCGCUGCCGAGGAGCGGGCGGGCGCAGAAGGGAAAGAAAUGACGACUGACCAUCCUUUUCUGGCAUUGAAGAAGCUCCUCGGAGAUGGAAGUUUCUAUUACAGCCUCGACUUCAACCUGACCGAUCGCUUACAGGACCGAUCGGAUAAAUCAGCGGCCUUCGAUAUCGACACCCUGGAUGAAGACAUGCUGUGGAACUCUUACAUGAUCAAUCCUCUUCUUUUGUUUCGAAGCCAUUUGCCGCCUUUAGACAAGGUCAAAUUAGACGCUUCUCAGCUGCUAACAUGCGUCAUUCGGGGGCACGCCAGUACACUCAAGCUCCCAGCAACCAUCUCCAUUCUCCCCCAAUUACGGACCAAUUUCCCCUCAUUAUUAACCAUCAUUUCUCGGCAAUCCUCGCGGCGUGCUGGAACAAGAUUCAAUUCGCGCGGCAUCGACGAUGAUGGCAAUGUGGCUAAUUCUGUAGAGACGGAAGUGGUGCUCUGGGUUGCACCGGGGAUUACGUUCUCAUAUGUGCAAGUUAGAGGCUCGGUCCCGAUAUUCUGGGAACAAACCCCUGGUCUGAUUCCAGGGCAGCAGAAGAUCGAGGUGACACGGUCGAGCGAAGCAACACAACAUGCGUUCAAUCGGCAUUUUGAGGCCCUUGAGCUAGAAUAUGGGGCGGUCCAUGUUGUCAAUCUUCUCAGUGAACUCAAAUCCGGAGAGGCAGAGCUGUCGGCCAAGUUUAGAGAGCACAUAUCCCGAAGCUCACUCAGGCGGAAAGAAGGUCCCUCGAAAGCUUUACAGCACAGCCUUCUUCGAAUAACAGAGUAUGAUUUUCUUGCGGAGACCAGAGGCCCCUCCGGAUAUGAAGCAAGUAAUCAAAUCAAAUAUGAGCUGGCAGAUUCUUCAGAUGGGUUUGCCUAUUUUCUUGCAGAGGAUGCCACCCGUCCCGCAACAUCCAUUUUGGAUCGAGAAGAUGUAGUCAGCAGCUCUUCUGUGAUUCUACAGCAAGAGGGUGUCUUCCGAACAAACUGUUUGGACUGUCUGGACCGAACCAAUCUAGUCCAGACCAUUAUUAGCUCCAUGGCACUUGAAUCGUUUCUCUCCCAGAAUGGCGGAAGGUUUGGUUCUGACAUCCAGAUGCGACACUCAACCCUCUGGGCCGACAAUGGAGAUGCUCUCUCGAAGAUUUAUGCCGGUACGGGGGCCCUCAAAUCAUCCUUCACACGCCAUGGAAAAAUGUCACUUGCUGGAGCACUCGCAGAUGCUCGUAAAAGCGCCACUCGGCUCUAUGUUAACAACUUUACCGACAAGGCCAGGCAAAGGACAAUUGAUCUCCUCUUAGGUCGACUAGCAAAUCAAAUCCCGGUCCACUUAUAUGACCCUAUGAAUGACUUGGUCACUGAAGAGCUGAGCCGACGCGCUUCCGAAUACUCCUCUACUAAACAUGUUCGUCUCUGGGUUGGGACAUUCAAUGUGAAUGGCCGCGAUGAAGGCCCGGGAACAGAUCUCACGCCGUGGCUUUUCCCCAAAGCCGACCAAUCCAAUGAAGAUCCUACGAUUUUCGCAGUUGGGUUUCAGGAAAUAGUAGAGUUGAGCCCUCAGCAGAUCAUGUCGACAAAUCCAAGUAAUCGAAAAGUUUGGGAGAAAGCCGUGCAAAACUGUUUAAAUGAACGAACAAGGUCAAAGGGGACCAGCAAAUAUGUUUUGUUGAGAAGCGGACAGCUUGUAGGAGCCGCUCUGAUGAUCUACGUGAAAGCUGAUGUUCUAAAAGGCAUCAAGAACGUUGAAGGAACUGUCAAGAAGACCGGUUUAUCCGGAAUUGCUGGCAACAAGGGGGGUUGCGCCAUCCGAUUUGAUUUCUCAAACACUAGUAUCUGCUUCAUCACGGCUCAUCUGGCCGCUGGAUUUGCGAACUAUGAGGAGAGAAACAGAGAUUAUGAAACUAUCGACCAAGGACUACGGUUUCAAAAGAAUCGAUCCAUUGCCGAUCACGACUCAGUCAUUUGGCUCGGGGACUUCAACUACCGAAUUGGUUUAAAUAACCAGAUCGUUAGAGAGCUCGUAAUGCAGCAUGACUACCAGAAACUUUAUGAUAAUGACCAGCUGAAUCUGCAAAUGAUUGCCGGAAGAGCCUUUCAAUUCUACUCUGAAGGAUCCAUCAAUUUUGCUCCGACCUACAAAUAUGAUGUCGGAACGGAUCAAUAUGACACUUCUGAGAAGGGACGCAUUCCUGCGUGGUGCGACCGAAUCCUUUGGAGAGGUGCCAACGUAAGGCAAACUCAGUAUAACGUUGCAGAUCUGCGAGUGUCUGAUCAUCGGCCGGUUUUUGCAACUUUCGACUUAACAAUUAACGUCGUUGACCUUGGGCUAAAAGAAAACCUGAGGCGCUCGUUAUAUGGAGAGAAACAGCGCUAUGCACUCUCUGAGUCAGGCCAUCUCUCUGAUCGAAGUCGAUGGUGGCUGGGUAGUGGGGUGUCCGUUAAAGCAGCUUUGCAGCCACCUGAAGAGGAUUAUAUCCCAAACAUCCAGCGCAGAUCCAAUCCGUUUUCCCCAGACCGUGAACCUGACUGGGUUAUGGAUACAAGCGUAAUGAGACAGGAUACAGGCACUGUCUCUUCCAGGAAGCCUAUCCAGCCUGGCGGUGCACGCUUGGAUGGAUUGCAGGGGGGCAUUGCGUCUGCUGGUGGAAGGGAGCCAAAUACAGAUAAAUCACCACCAGCCGUUCCUCGAAAACCACUAUUACUGAGUUCUCAUCCUGCCCGCCAAACCACGGCCUCAGGCUCUGGCCAGAGUCAGGGCAUGGAAUCACAGGGUAUCUGGGGCCGAGAGGAAUCAGCCGGAUCUCCUGGUGUUACUGACCUACUGGCGGAUGCUACAGGGGAGCAAAUCGAAUGGAAGCCACUUAUACCGCAACGAUGA